This is a messenger RNA of Nilaparvata lugens (brown planthopper), 2794 nucleotides long. RefSeq names its product proclotting enzyme-like. Gene Ontology annotation, molecular function: serine-type endopeptidase activity. Lineage: Eukaryota; Metazoa; Arthropoda; Insecta; Hemiptera; Delphacidae. Gene Ontology annotation, biological process: proteolysis. The record is from RefSeq and is a predicted model, not a curated record. The transcript has 8 exons. The coding region runs from base 229 to 1764 and encodes 511 amino acids.
CCAGGUGGGCGCGUGCCAUUCAGACUGAGUGUGAGGAGAGAAGUUUGCUUGUAUACUGUGUGGUGAAGAGUGGUCAGUCCCCAUCCUGUGCUCUGCUCUGUUCUGCUCUGCUCUGCUUCUGCUUCUGCUCAGAGCGUCGCGUUGCCUUGGCCUUCAUCCUGGCAGCCGCAGCCCCUCAGUUGGCGGCCGAGUGUCAAGCAGCAGCAGCAUCCCGCUCAGUGUUCAGCGAUGUUGGCUUUUGCUCAGCAAUCGCUGCUGAUAGCAGCCUCAGCUUUCCUCGUCCUUCCGCCAGUCUUCGCCUACCAAGAUGCCAUUGUCAUUGACGCGGCGAGCAACGCGAGCGCACGUGAUAAGCGACAGGGUGGCGGCUUCUGGAGCAACGGCCUGGUGCCGAUUGGACCCUGCUUCAACAGCAAGGGUGACUUUGGUCAGUGCACGAGCUUCCGCCAGUGCUAUCCCUACUUCAAGCUGCCAGACCUUACCACCUGGGAGACCUGGGUGCUCGGCCUCUAUGACACCUGCACCUACUUCAGUCCCACCGGCAAACAGAUGUUUGGUGUGUGCUGCACGUCAAUGAGACCAGUGGCUCCCAGUCCACCGGAGGCGGGAAUGCCGCCAACAAUGCCCGAGGUGGAGGAGGCCGAAAUGGGUGGGGGGGCACCCAAGCCAGGGCCCACGGUACCCAACUGGCCGCCCCCUCUACCCACGCACCCACCCGACCACACCAUUCCCCCCCUGCCGACGCACCCCCCGUCACCGGGCUGGCCCGACGCCACCUCACCUACUCAACCUACCCUCAAACCGACUAAGCCCACCAAACCACCAACCUUCAAGCCCAAACCUCCCCAAACUAUCAAACCUCCGCAGACCGUAAAACCACCUCAGACCGUGAAACCCCCCAACUGGCCUCCAGCUCUCCCACCCCACCCCACUCACCCUCCAGUCCCUACUCACAAACCUCCACCCACAGUGCAGCCCAUCACUGACGCCCCACCACCCGCGGUCAUAUCUGACGCAUCAUGCGGCGCCAAAAAUGGUUACCAGGAUCAGGAGAGAAUUGUCGGCGGACAGAAUGCUGAUCCCGAUGAGUGGCCGUGGAUGGCAGCUCUGUUCAAUGGAAAUAGGCAAUUCUGUGGCGGAUCUCUGAUCGACAACACCCACAUUCUCACAGCUGCACAUUGCGUCGCUCACAUGACAUCGUGGGACGUUGCUCGAGUCACUGUUCGGCUGGCUGAUUACAACAUAAAAACCUCAACAGAAACUAAACACAUCGAGAAAAAAGUUAAAAGGGUCGUCAGACAUAAGGGCUUCGAUUCAAGAACUUUGUACAAUGAUAUUGCCAUUCUCACCUUGGACUCACCAGUUUCAUUCAGUAGAACAGUGAGAGCGAUUUGCCUUCCGUCGGGUGCAGCGCGGUAUGACGGCAAAGAUGCCACUGUCAUUGGAUGGGGAAGUUUGAGAGAAGGUGGAUCACAACCAAGUGUUCUACAGGAAGUGAACAUUCCGAUCUGGAGGAAUGAGGAGUGCAAAGCGAAAUACGGCGCCGCAGCACCGGGAGGCAUCAUCGACUCCUUCCUUUGUGCCGGCAGAGCUGCCAAGGAUUCAUGCAGUGGGGACAGCGGUGGGCCUCUGAUGGUUAAUUCUGGCAAAUGGAUGCAGGUUGGUAUUGUGAGCUGGGGAAUAGGAUGCGGAAAAGGCCAAUAUCCAGGAGUCUACACCAGAGUAACGUCCUUCAAGAGCUGGAUAAAUAAGAAUCUCAAGUAAUGGAUUAAUGAACCAAACAUCCAGGUUUCAAAUACAGUGGAAUUGAAAUGGGACGGGUGUUUCAAGAGCAUCAAAGGAAAAAAUUGAGGAAAGCGUUAUAUUACUUAAAUUACUCAAGUACUUAAUCAAACUCUUAUCAAGCAAUAUACAAAUAGGAGUUUGAUAAACUAAAUGGCAUGUCCGGAAAUGAUAAAUGAGAACAAUGAAAGUAUGAAAUUAAAAACUUCCUCCAAUAUAAGAAGUAUCACUUUGCGAUACUAUCAAUGAUAUAGAUCAAGUUAUAUUCGAUAUAGAUCGAUUCCUUGUCAAGUGUCAUUUCGGAAAUAUUCUUGCAAAAACAUUGAAUUGUUGAUUUAUGAAUAACUUUUCCCCAAAAAUAUGAAAGCUAGUUAGAUAUAUGGAAAAAACAACAAUUCAAGCCACAAACCAAUAAUGAAAACAUUAUUUGCGGUUAAAAUUGAAUCGCACGAUAAUAUUUUCAAAUAGAAGUUUCAAAAACAUAUCUUAGCAUAUUUGAAAUAUAGCAUAAUAUGUUUACUAACAUUUUAUGUUAUAAUAAAAUUGCUUGGAUUGAUUAAACUCGAAUCACUAAGAAUCAGAUAGAACUGAAACGUACUGAUAUAUCGGAGUAGUUAAUUCUCGUUGGUACAACAGUGAAUAGAGAAGGCUUCAAUUUUUACAGACAUAAUUAAUUUUAUUGUAGUAACUUAUUACCUCAUUGAAUUUAUUUGAGCCAUAUAAUUUAUAUUUAUUAAAGAUUUCAAGUAAGAGCAGUAGGCUAAGUUUGCCAGACAGUGCAGCCUGAGUAACAACACAUUGAACUACUAUGGUAUACUAAAUGUUACGAUAGAUACCCUAUGAUUCAUACUAUUUCAAUUGAAGCAAACAAUCAAGUACUGUAAAUUUAAUGUAGAAAAGGAAUUGAAGCAGAACAAUCUUAGAGUUCAAUUCAAUGUGAUAAAUGUUUGUAAAUUUAAGGAAUGAUAGUGGAAUAGAAUGUUUGUAUUGAUAAUAAAUGUAUUAACUUAUU